CUCGAGCGCUCAUCGGUGAUUACCGGAGCGCGAGGGGAGGCGCAUAUAUUCCGCAGAUCAGACGAGCUCGAGACGGCAUUCAGUGCGCGAGCUCCAGGGAACAAGACCCAAUCCGAGCUCUUUAUUCAUGGAUACUAACCUGGGAUUGUACUUUCACUGCAUGACGACCUGCUUCUUGAAGAUCCAGUGUUGAGCUCUUAUAUGAGGUGCAUGGACUCGCUAAUAAACUUUUGUGAAGAAUUUCUCUUAGAGUUUAAUUCUAUAAAUUGACCUAGGCGAUGCAAAAGGGUUUCUGUCUUUGGAUUGUUCAGGCUUGGACAGCCAUGACGACCUUUUGCAAGCUAAAUCAUUUUUGAGAUUCCUCACAGGACGUAUUUGGACCAGCACCUGGAGUACCACCAGGACAGUUUGGAUUCUCCUCCAUAGACUUGAGCUGGUGCUUCGGGUCAUUUAAAGGGAGAUCUCUUCAAGGUAUGGUUCUGGACUUUUUGCGCUCAGGAGCGGUUCUAAGGCUCCUACAGUCUUCAUCUUUCUUAUCGGGUGGAAAAUUGACAUUGGAAGGAGAUGAGAACCUUAUUCUGCUGCUUUCUGCUCCUCACCUCGCACCUUCUGCUGGUCUCUGCUGAGAAGGAGUUUGCAAUCCCUCAAGAUUUCAUCGACAGACUGUCCCACAGCGAAAUCAACAGCAUCAGCGACCUCCAGCGGCUACUGGAGGUAAAUUCCCCAGGUCCUGGAAAUGAGGUGAUCGAGGAGGUCAAACAGAAGCACCACCAGAAGAACCAUCACUCAUAUAAGGCCGGUUCCUCAGAUCUCAAGAGUCUGCAGCUGUCCCACAGACGGAAGAGGAGUGUCGUAGAGGAGGCGGUACCCGCCAUGUGCAAGACACGGACAGUGAUCCACGAGAUCCCCCGCAGUCAAGUGGAUCCCACCGCUGCAAACUUCCUAAUAUGGCCGCCGUGCGUGGAGGUGAAACGCUGUACAGGCUGCUGCAACACAGGCAACAUGCGCUGUCACCCCUCCAAAAAACAUCACCGCACUGUCAAGGUGGCGAAGGUAGAGUUUUCCUCGCGUAAGAAAGCGAAAUUGAAGGAGGUGCUUGUCCGGUUAGAGGAUCACCUGGAAUGCGUGUGCACGUCACAUCAUCAUGUGAUGGAGCAUGUGGAAGCAGACGCAGGCCCACUCACAGUUAAAAAAGGUAAAAAACGGAAACACAGAAAGCAUGCAGUGGCAGCACAGAUCAACAAGGAUAUUCAAUAAAAGUCAAACAUUUCCUUACACUCCGCGGACCAAAAUAUCCUCCAGUGGACAUGAGGUGAAAACGCAUCAUACGAGCGAUUGAAAGACAACAGUGGCUGCGUAAAACUUCGGGGGGGACUUCGACCUCUGAAUUCUGACCCUACUGACCCCAUUGCUGUUCAAAAGAAAAGAUACUGUUUCCAGAGGAACAUUGUACACAAACACAACGCCAAAGGUGCUUUCUAUGUACUCUGUCAAACACUGAAGACAAACAAGAUUGGUAUUCAGUUAAUUAUUAAGUGGUCAAACACUGGGCAGGAACGAUGUUUGUGUCGUCUCUCUGUUGUUUAUGUACGCAACUCUCGUAAAGGUCAAAGAUGAGGAGAAAGUCUUUUGGAGAACACUAAGUAGAGACCAUGAACUUCACAUGCUUGGGUUGGGAUGCGCUCAAGCAGGAGUCCUCGAAGGAUGAACUAACUCAGUGGACUCAAAAAGAGGAAGAACAUAAGGGAUGUACUGUCAUGUAACCUUGCUAACGUGGAAGACGCUAUUUUCUGUUAUUCUCUACCUUCGUCCUCUUGGGUCCAGAACAUUUGAACUGCUAUUUCCAAUGUGCCUAGAAAGCUCUGUCCUUCCGAAGAUUUCAACUGCCUGUCCGUGAACAAAGACUUACAGAAGACUUACUUCAUUAUGCCAGAAUAAAGUAUUUAUGUAUGCGAUCUCUCCUUCUCACCCUCUCCGUUUCUCAGUCCAAUGUGAGAGGAGCUCAUCUUCUUUGAUCUGCAAGUAUUAGCAGUAUCAUUUUCUCAAUAUAUCAUUUCAUUCUUGCUUAUAAUUUACUGCAUAUCUCAAAACUAGGUUUUUGUCCUGGAAAUAUGUGUCGUGGGAAGACAUGUGCAAGAGAUAGUUGUGGAAAGAUGCUUUAUUUUUGUUAAAAUAUAUUUAUAAUGCUAAUGUAGAAUCAAGCAGGAAGUAUGUUUAUGUAUUCAGUUAUUGUGGUGUAAUGGUUGUAUGAUGGGACGAGAUGACCCUAUGCUACUCGGUAUCAACAGGUUGGCCAUCACACAUGUUCGAUGGCAGUCAUAAGAUGUUAGUUCAUCAUUUCCUCCUUUACUCGCCGUAACACAAUAGUUAAUGCUAACAUACAAACAUAGACAAAGGUCAUUCAAAUAACCAAUAAACACUUACCUUAGGUAUGAAGCUUUGUAAUAAAUAAACAGAUCGAAAAAAAAAAAAUACAGAGUACAUUUUUAUCAUAUUCACACAGUGAAGACACCAGAAAUGUCAGAUUCUGUUACGUCGAUUUUUGAAUGACAUACCAUUCACGUUGGGCCUCAAAUUCCCAGUUUCAGUAUAAAUUGUUCAUUCUUAUGUCUUAAAUUUACAUUAUAAUUGAAGGUUUAUGUAGAAAUGUAAUUAUUUUCCCCUCGAUAUCCCCACAGAAAUGCUCUCACUGCUUGUGAAUGAAGACUGUUGGCUAUGAAAAAUGUUUGUUAUGCUGCCGAUUGUAUGGAUUACACCAUUAAACUGAGUGUGAUUA
Molecule: messenger RNA, 2776 nt
Organism: Pimephales promelas (fathead minnow)
Lineage: Eukaryota; Metazoa; Chordata; Actinopteri; Cypriniformes; Leuciscidae
Gene: pdgfab
Product: platelet-derived growth factor alpha polypeptide b
Biological process (GO): platelet-derived growth factor receptor signaling pathway; positive regulation of cell population proliferation; positive regulation of protein autophosphorylation
Cellular component (GO): membrane
Molecular function (GO): growth factor activity; platelet-derived growth factor receptor binding
Source: RefSeq, a predicted model, not a curated record